This is a messenger RNA of Pygocentrus nattereri (red-bellied piranha), 1735 nucleotides long. RefSeq names its product delta(4)-desaturase, sphingolipid 2 (gene degs2). The record is from RefSeq and is a predicted model, not a curated record. Gene Ontology annotation, cellular component: membrane. The transcript has 4 exons. Gene Ontology annotation, molecular function: sphingolipid delta-4 desaturase activity. Bases 298 to 1266 code for a protein of 322 amino acids. NCBI's taxonomy places the organism in Eukaryota, Metazoa, Chordata, Actinopteri, Characiformes, Serrasalmidae. Gene Ontology annotation, biological process: sphinganine metabolic process; ceramide biosynthetic process.
GGUUUGUGUGAAAACAGCGCCAUCCUGUGGUCGUCACACAAAACAGUAGGCGCUCUUUUAAUCAAAGUCCGAGAAGAAAAGCGUCAGAGAAUAACUGUAGUGAUGCUGUGGCCGUAUUUCUGAGUCGCAGGACGAAGCAGGCGACUCCCAUAUGGCUCAGACUUCCAUACCGAUCAGAUUCAGGCUUUGCCUCGCAAAGCACACCUUUUUCUGCACCUUAUCUCUGAGGGCGUGCCCGAAACGACUCGAGACUGAGAGGCUCACCUGAGAUCAUUACGCCACUGCUGGAAGUGGAAAAUGGGGAAGGCAGGUGGACGAGGGGACUUUGAAUGGAUGUACAACGAACAACCGCACACAUGGAGAAGGAAGGAAAUAUUAGCAAAGUACCCGCAGAUUAAGGCUUUGAUGGGUCCCGACCCUCAGCUGAAGUGGGUUGUGUCAGGAAUGGUACUAACCCAGAUAUUAGCGUGUUACCUGGUCCAUGACCUGUCUUGGAAGUGGGUGGUCUUCUGGGCAUAUGCCUUUGGUGGCUGCAUCAACCACUCCUUGACCUUAGCCAUUCACGACAUCUCUCACAAUGUGGCCUUUGGGAACAAGCAGGCUCGCUGGAAUCGCUGGUUUGCAAUGUUUGCCAACCUUCCCAUUGGCCUGCCUUACUCUGCCUCCUUCAAGAAGUACCACAUCGACCAUCAUCGCUAUCUGGGAGGAGACGGGCUGGAUGUAGACAUCCCUACGGACCUAGAGGGCUGGUUCUUCUGCACACCAAUAAGGAAGGUACUCUGGCUCUUCCUCCAACCCUUCUUCUAUGCGCUGCGGCCUCUGGUGGUGAACCCAAAACCCGUGACCAGACUGGAGAUGAUGAAUGCAGGUAUACAGUUUGCAAUGGACAUUCUCCUCUACUACCUCUGGGGACUCAAGCCCAUAGUGUACCUCAUCGCUGGGUCUAUACUGUGUAUGGGCCUGCAUCCCAUCUCUGGACACUUCAUUGCUGAGCACUACAUGUUCUUGAAGGGCCAUGAGACCUACUCAUACUACGGCCCUCUGAAUUUAAUCACCUUCAACGUGGGAUACCACAUGGAGCACCAUGAUUUCCCCAGCAUUCCGGGUAGUAAAUUACCUGAGGUGAAAAGAAUUGCAGCAGAGUAUUAUGACUCACUACCGCAGCACACCUCCUGGAUACGAGUGCUCUGGGACUUUGUUUUUGACGACAGCAUCGGCCCCUAUGCCAGAAUCAAGCGAGAAUACAAACUGGUCAAACAGGAAUAAACCAUACCCUAGCUCAUUAUUAUCUUAGAGCCGCUAUUUAAACAGAAAAGAAGAUCUGGACAAGCCUGCUGAACUGGUAGCAACACAUGUCUAAACUUUUCUGCCCAAAACCAGGAAAAACAAGUUAAGAACGCACAAUAACUUACACUUUUGGUCAGUUUAACUGACAAACUAAUUCAUAGUCUAACAAACGUAGACUGUGAAUAUAUUCUAAGUAGGGCUGAAGUGAAUUCUGCAUUGAAACUCUAAAAUGCCUUUUCAUUGAUGUUGCCUUGCUGUUUUGAUGUGUAAAAUAUUUUCCAAGAUCUACUAUUUUCUAUUCUAUUAUCCAGCUGUUGUGAUCUGUGACUGUUUUGAAUAAUAAUAUCACCAGAUGUAGGUGAAAACAGGCGCCACACCUGGAUACUUUAAGAUGUGGUGGCAGAAUUAAAAAAUCAUUUCAUGGGUAAUUAAAGCAGAAGUAUGAGUA